Messenger RNA from Trichoderma citrinoviride, 1098 nucleotides. RefSeq lists its product as hypothetical. The record is from RefSeq and is a predicted model, not a curated record. The transcript is spliced from 6 exons. NCBI's taxonomy places the organism in Eukaryota, Fungi, Ascomycota, Sordariomycetes, Hypocreales, Hypocreaceae. The coding region runs from base 1 to 1098 and encodes 365 amino acids.
AUGUCGGACUCUGAGUCUUCGUCGUCCUCUAGCGGAUCCGACUCGUCAAGGGCGGCAUCGCCCGAGCCAGGAACUGUGCCAGAAGUUGAGAAAGAGCCAACUACAGAACCUACCACCACCGAUGAGGGCCAGGAAAAGUCAUCGACGGAAGAGAGUCCGUCCUCGAAGACAGAGGCCAAUGAAAAUGAGACUGAGACGAGCCCUCCUGAGGAGGAAAUAGAUCCAGUUGCUGAGCCCCUUCAUGUCUCGUGGAAAAGCUCUGCCACGAAUAACCCAGAGUCCAUGGCUGCAGACUUUGUGGUAGUCCAUGGCAUUUAUGGAACUUGGGAAGAGGGAGGAACGCGGGGCGGGCUUGGUUCCGGCAGCAGUGAAUGGGUCUAUACCUACGCGCAAACCCGUGAUCCAUCGAGGAUCCUCCGAUUUGAGUACGAGCCGCUACAGCUCUUUUGUGGUCAACGGAGCCGUCAGGCUAUUCGGAACAGUGCCAUCAAGUUGCUGCGAGCGCUGGCUGCUCGGAGACGGCACGAAGAUGCAAAACGGCUUAUCAUCUUUGUUGCUCAUGAUAUCGGAGGGCUAGUAGUCAAAGAUGCUCUGAUUGCUGCAAACCUUCAUAUGGACAUUACCUCUUGGCGAGACAUUGCAGAAAUGAGCCGUAUCAUGGUAAGAUGUACUGCAUCUGCCGUAGUAUUUCAUGGCUGUCCUCAUCGAAGCGUGGACCACUUCGACAUGGAAGACAGACUAUCCCGCUUCCUUUUUGCCGACUAUGACCCAAGAAUAGCAAUUGUUCGACCUUCAGCAUCGGCCGUUUCCGGAUUUGCAGCUGCUGCGAUGGAGAUUAACGGCCUGUUUGCCGAAUCCAAGAUUCUUCUUCGCACCCGCGCAGUGAGCGUUCACCACACGGAAAGUGGACUCUCACACAUAAAUAAGCUGAUUGCUUCAAAGGCAUUCGACUUUUACAGUGCAACAAUCGGGAUACCCAUGGAGAAGCGAAUACCAGAGAGUAGCGAUGAGUCCACCAUCACUGAUUGCCUCAACGACCUUUUGGAAGGUGAGAUUAAUCGAACUACAUCCCUCGAAACCUUUUGGAUGGUCACAUAG